AUGUCCUGGUCGAGUGGCCUUAACAAUGCGGGCGUGUGCUCCCUGCUCCCCCAACUGCGCCCCUGGCAGCGGAUCGAGUGGCGCCCCUGCAUCCAGUCGCAGAUCUACAGGGACUGGGGCGUCUACUACACUCGCCGUCUGCUGAAUCACACGGCCCUGGAGAGUUUCGGCCGGGCGGUGGCCGUUUGCAAGGAGGAGGAGGCGCCUCGCUUCAGUCCAUCCGCCCAUGGGGGCGUGGCCGAGCCGGGCGUUUGCCUCGAGGACUACAAGUCGCUAUUUCUGCGCGGUCGCUGCCACCGAUCGCUGGCCCGUCCGGACUUGGCCCUGCUGGAUGUCCAGCGGGCCCAGAAGGCGCUCAGGUCAGUGAUGAAGUCAUCCAGCGUUUCGGAGGCCGCCCAUAUCAUAGCCGAGAAGUGCGACAAUCUCUUCGAGGCCAACGAAUUCGAGAGCACCCUGACCACGCUGCACUCAGAGGGACGCCCCUUUGGCGGGCAAUUGGCCCACGGGCGGUUCCGGUUGAUCAAGGAGAAGACUCUCGACGUUUUCGAGGACACCUUGGGCGAAUCGCUGCGUCCUUUCAUGCACGAGCACGGCGGCGUCCUUGAGGAGGUCAGCCGCCGGCAGAAGGAGCUGGCCGCCCACGACCCCCGGCCCCUUUGGAAGACGCUGCGAGAGCGGCGGCAAUGCGACGUCCAGAGCGUCCUCAUCAAGCAGCCGGCUCAGCUGACCCCCCUUGAAAAAGCCCGUCGGCGGUCGAGCGAACGUCUGUACAACUACAACUACAUGGGCCGCAGCGCCGUGGACAUUGCGCUUUUGCGGCAACUGCGCAGCGAUAAGAACCUGCUCGAUCCCCUGCGAAUCCAGACCACGCCGUCCAUGCGACAGCUGAGCGAGGAGCAGUACGCGAUUGUCCGGCGGUUUAUGAAAAUGCUGCAUGCCCGGAAUCCGCUGUACAACCGGCGGUACGUGAGGCAGCGGAAGGGGGGCGUCUGCGAGCAGGAGCGGCGUCGCCGCAGGGAGAUGCACCUGUUCCACACGCAAUACCAGACACGUCGCGACUGUCUGAGGAUGUUGCACGAGGUGCACAGGCUGCGCAGGGAGGGCGAUGUGGAGAGGCUCUCCGACUAUGUGGAGCACAUAAUGUCCGGCUUUGUGGGGCUGAAGACCCAGCGCACGCUGCCCUGGAAGUGGGAGCUGCUCAACGACAUCUACAAUGCCCUGGCAAUGGCCCACUGUGACCGCUGCGCCGUGCCCGCCAACGUCGACUUCCUGGAGGCCCAGAAUCGGCACGUUCUGUACCUGUUGCGGCCGGAGAAGGUGCGCGACAUGAGCGUGAGCUUCGGGGGGCCAAACAUCUACCUGGAGAUCGAGCGGGAGGAGGAGCGGCACAGUCGAAUCACCCAGAAGCUGGAGCAUCUGGAGAAUCGGCUGCGCCACUCCCGCUACCCCAUCGAGCGAUCCUACUUGUUUUUCGAAAUGGCGCGCUGCCACUUCAAAGAGUCGCGAUUCGACAAGUGCCUGGUGAUAGCCCGCAAGGCCUACAAUGAGGCCCGGGUCUGCAACUGCCUGAUCUGGCGGUUCAACAGCAUCUUCCUCGGCUGUCAGGUCCAUGCCGUUCUGAAUCGCUUCGAGAGGCUGAAGGAGUCGCUGGCCAAGGCCAAUCAGUUGGCCAGCGAUCUGAAGGCCCCCAAACUGGUGGCCUACAUAGCCAUCUGCAUUAGCGUGAACAACUACGACUUGGCCCUGCGGCAGAUGCGGCAGCAGCAGGAUGUUUUAGUGCCCAAGUUCCGGAAACGAAGUCCCAUUAGCACCGUUACUUCGAUAAGCUCGCAUACGACUAAUAGCAGUUCGGAAUAGGAAUAUUAUAUGCUACUGAGCCAGGGGCUCUUGGCUUUGAAUUCCCCUGGAAUUUUUCCCUGGAAUAUAAAGCUAAGAGCUUCUGUUUUUAGGCUCCUCAUAGACUAUCAAAUUUAAUGCACUUUUACCUUUGUGAUUUCUAAAUAAAUAUUUCUAGUUUGUAAAGAUA
Drosophila takahashii is the source of this 2026-nucleotide messenger RNA. It is a transcript of the gene p-cup, whose product is annotated as presidents-cup. NCBI's taxonomy places the organism in Eukaryota, Metazoa, Arthropoda, Insecta, Diptera, Drosophilidae. The record is from RefSeq and is a predicted model, not a curated record.